Molecule: messenger RNA, 1992 nt
Organism: Lactuca virosa
Lineage: Eukaryota; Viridiplantae; Streptophyta; Magnoliopsida; Asterales; Asteraceae
Source: the annotation of a GenBank genome assembly
AUGAUAGAUUGGGAUUCAGAAGACGAAGGCAACACAUACCCAUUUUUUGGUUUACGCGAGCCUUUCUCUGGUCUUAAUGAGAUGGAUUUUGAGCUUCAUGGCAUCUACAUGGAUCAUGAACCUGACGAAGAGUUCAUUACUCCACUGGACAAGUGUAAGGAUACAUUUCUUAAUGUGUUACUAACUGAUGAAAAUAUUAGAAACUCUAGUUUGACUAAUGAUGUAAGAGCACAAGUGUACCAUGGUCGUGACUUACAAAGUGAUGAAGAUGAAGAAGAGCAAGAACAUGUGAUAAACAAGUUAUGGGGAAUAAUUCAUAGUCAAGGGCAUGUGUUUGAGGCCAGAAGAGGGUGUGACAGUUAUAGGGUGGACUUAGAUGAUAUGACAUGUUCAUGUAGGCUGUGGGAUUUGGCUGGCAUCCCUUGUGUGCAUGCAAAUGCAGCAAUUAAUUUUAUCCAUCAAACACCAGAUGCAUACAUCAAUGCAUACUUCUCUAAAGAGAAAUUUAGGCAGUGUUACUCAACAAACAUUGAACCUGUUGAUGGCAUCAAUCUUUGGGCCCAAACUGAGUACAUUAAUCCAUUGCCUCCAAUGUAUAGGAGGAUGCCUGGUAGGCCUGCUACCAAAAGAAAGAGGCAUGCCAGUGAAAAGGAGAGCAAGUUUUCAACAACAAAAGUGAAGGUUGCAAGAACUACCCGAUGUGGUAAUUGUUUGGAAUAUGGUCAUAACAAGAGGGCAUGUAAGAAUGAGAGAAAACAAUAUGUGCCUCCCCCACCAAAGAAGACAGGAAGGCCAAGAAAACAUCCCAUCCCCCAUGUAUCUGUUCCUAACCAGUCACUAAAUGAGAGAAUGAGAGAAAACAAUACUACAACUCCUGGUCAGCCAAAUGUCCCAAGUCAACCUUCAUGCUCUAACAUAGUGAGGAGGAGUCCAAGAAAACAUAACACAUUAAGGAUGAGUCCAAGAAAACAUCAGCAACAGGUAGGUUCUAAAAGAUUUAGGAGAAAUAGUAUUGAUGUACCUAGGAAGAAGUUGUGCACAAGGAGAGGUGGUGGGAGGAUUAGUUCUGCAAAAACUGGGAAUAAUACUCCAACUUUAGGUACUCAAGAGAGUGUGGUUCAAAAAGUUCUAGUUGCUGAUGAGGGUGAAAAUGUGAUUGGUGAAAAUGUCAUGCAAGAAGGUUAUAAUGUGGGUCAAAGUGUGGUUCAACAAGUUCCAUUUGUAGAAGUUCCUACUGUUGUAAAAGAAGGUGUGGUGCAGGAAGAAUGUGUGGUGCUGGAAGAAGGUGUUGUGCAGGAAGUUCCAGUAAUUCAUAUUCAGGAUGGUCAUAUGAUGCAAGAAGGAGGAACUAGCCAAACAAGUGUGAUGGAAGGUAGUGAAACUUUUGGGCAAGUAGGAUCCAGUAUUGGUUGGAAGCUUAAAUCAAUAAAUGAUGAAAUUGAACAAGGUAUUGAUGCAAUUUUACAAGAGGUUAACUUCACAAACAAAACAAAGUCCAAUCCACUAAAUGGUGAUAAUGAGGUGGAAGAUAAUGAUUUUAUUGAGUUUACUGAGGGCAAAGAGGAUGAUAUUCUCCCAGAGAAGAUACAAGUAGGACUUGAAGACAUUGUUAAUGCAGAAAUAGAAGCUAUGCCAGGGGUACAAGUGGAAUUGGAUGAUUCCCCACCAGUUGAACUGGAUGUAAAUGAUUUCAUUGAUGGUCAUCAUUCUGAUGAUGAUGUUGGUCUGGAUGGUGGAGCUGAAGGUGUUGGACAUGAAGCUAUUGGUGAUGGUGAUGGACCUGAAGGUGAUGCUGAUGGACCUGAAGGUGGUGUUGAAGAAUUGGGUGAUGAUGAAGAAAAUCAGGGUGAUGAUGAAGGACAUGAGGUUGUCCCAAUGGUUAGGAGAACAAGAAAAACAUCUGAGAGGAUUACCAAGAUAAAGCUAAGGAAGGGUGUCUAUGACAAAGAUGGUGGUGGUUCUUCUUCUGUAAAGCCAAUCAACUUGGAGUAG